Molecule: messenger RNA, 1956 nt
Organism: Candoia aspera
Lineage: Eukaryota; Metazoa; Chordata; Lepidosauria; Squamata; Candoiidae
Gene: CLN3
Product: CLN3 lysosomal/endosomal transmembrane protein, battenin
Exons: 16
Coding region: 149-1504 (451 amino acids)
Biological process (GO): lysosome organization; regulation of intracellular pH
Cellular component (GO): membrane; lysosome
Source: RefSeq, a predicted model, not a curated record
AUCAGUGGGAGGGUGACAGGGAGCGCGACAGUUCCUCCGACUUCAGUUUCAGUGUGUCGGAUCUUCUGCCCCCAGAUUUGCAGAGAAGUCUAAUCGAAACGAUUUCUUAAAGGUAAUCCCUCCGGUACCCCGUUCUCUGCCACCUGCCAUGGGGCAUGUUGGGGGUAGAUGGCAGGAGGCUUCGGGCGAUUCUGAGGGGGAAGAUGGAGAUGCGGCUCCCUCUGGGGAGUCCGAAGACCCCUUGGAUGCCUGUAGCCAGCGGAGAAACAAUGCUGGCUUCUGGCUGCUCGGACUCUGCAACAACUUUGCUUACGUAGUGAUGCUGAGUGCAGCCCAUGACAUUCUCAGCCAUCAGAAGGUGCCAGAGCAUAAUGGGACUGGACCGAUUCCCCCCAGCCAUUCUCCAGAGAAUACCAGCACCAAUACUUCUCGUUAUGAUUGCAACACCAUUUCUACUGGGGCUGUACUGCUGGCGGAUAUUUUGCCUACUCUCUUCAUCAAAUUCAGUGCUCCUUUUUGCAUCCACUUGUUCCCAUAUGGCUUGCGUGUUGGCCUUUGUGUCAUCUCAGCUUGGGGCAGCUUUUUGCUAGUGGCCUUCUCCACCAGCACAACACAAAGCCUCCUGGGUGUUGUGCUUGCCAGUAUAUCAUCUGGUCUGGGAGAAAUAACGUUCCUGGCGCUCACAUCGUUUUUCAGCAGUGCUGUGAUAUCUGCCUGGUCGUCUGGAACAGGUGGGGCUGGCCUAAUCGGGGCCCUUUCCUACCUCGGGCUGACACAGGCAGGCUUGAGUCCUCAGGAUUCUCUCCUCUUUAUGACAGUUGUUCCUGUUAUCAUGCUGGCCAGCUAUUGCUUCCUGCUGGCUCCCCCCCCUCAGGCCCCUCGCUGUGGCUGGGGGGUCUGCAAGCCAAAAUCGCUCCAUGCCCCUUCUGUGGUUCAACAGCCUCUCCUCGGGGGCAAAAUGACACUUCCCCAAGUGACACAAAGACCUCAGCUCACCUUGCAGGAAAAAGAACAAGUGGUCAAGGGUCUUUUGAAAUACCUCAUCCCAUUGUCUGUAGUGUAUUUUGCUGAAUACUUCAUCAACCAGGGGCUGUUUGAAUUGUUGUAUUUUCGAAAAGCAGCUUUAAGUCACCCCCAACAAUAUCGCUGGUAUCAGAUGCUCUACCAGGCAGGGGUUUUUAUUUCCCGCUCCUCUGCCAGCUGCAUACGGAUCCGAAAGAUAUGGCUUCUGGCUGUGUUGCAGUGCCUGAACAUGGUGUUUCUCUUGGCUGCCGUGAACUACAUGUUUUUACCUAGCAUCUAUGUGGCUUUUGCUCUGAUAUUGUAUGAAGGAUUGCUGGGAGGAGCUGGCUAUGUGAACACUUUCCAUUGUGUCAGUGAAGAGAGCAAGCCGGAACAUCGGGAAUUUGCAAUGGGAGUUGCUUGCAUAGCUGACACUUUGGGCAUCUCACUCUCAGGGGCCGUUGCCAUCCCUGUCCACAACUAUUUCUGUCACCUUCCUUGAUGUCUGUUUUCCAGAGAGAUCAACAGAUGUUCUGGCACACCACACCUUUGUUCUUGAAUGGUAUGACACCGUCGUAAGGAGGCAAAAAUGCUGGAUUUUUAGUAUAGGCUGACCUCCAAGUGCAAGAAGAAAGGAACAUCAGAAGCUGCUAGGGAUUUAUCCUCUUGGCUUAAAUUCCCUGAACAUUUUGAUUUAGGGAAUUAGGUGGUUUUAACUGAGUCCAGCUGAGGUUUUGUUUUUUUCCCCUCAUAUUGUAUAGGAAUUGGCACGGUUAAGGGGAGAAGAAGCAGUUGCUGUUGGAUGGGAAUCACGUUAAAGAGUCCUCAGAGAUGUAACACUUUUACCAUAGCACAAGGUGAAAUGGGAGCAUUUCAGGAGAUGCCUCUCUCCAUAACUGGAUUAAAGAGAUGGAGAAAAGAGAUGCUAUGUUUAUCCUUCCACUUUAGGAGGAA